ACUUUUACGAUCUCAAAGAAAAAUCACAGCCACCGACUCAAUCCCAAGGUGGAGCCCACAGAAUUUGUAAAUAGAUCACAGCCGUCCAUUUGGUCCUUCAUCAGCCCAAGCUGUGACCUUUUUCCAACCAACCCGUAAAAAAAAAAAAAAACAAAUAUUUUAAGAAACAACAGAGGAAGCUCCCAUGAAGUAUCAUGGAAAGUGAGAACGCACACCUCCAUAUUUAAUACUGCUCUAUAUAAACCACCCUCCGACACGCCCACGGAGUGAUCAAGAAAAUGCUCAAAUGGAGAGCCUGAGGAGAUCGAAUAAGGACGUCAUGGGCAAGUCCUCCAAAUCUGUUGUUAAGUGCAAGAAGCACCCAAAACACCGGCAGUCGCCGGGCGUUUGCUCGCGUUGUCUGAACGAAAAACUAUCUCAGCUCUCAUCCAGUUCUGGUUCACGAAGAACCUCUGCCACUGCUGGUUCUGGAUCAUGUUCUUCUUCUCCUUCUUCGUUAUCAUCUUACUCUUCUUCUUCUUCGGCUUCUUCUUGUUCUUCUCCUGUUCAUUUUACCAACGUGGAGGGAAAGAUCAUCAGUUCAUUAUCGUUUCUGUUAAACGGCAAGAAUGUGCUCACUAAGAGCAGAUCCUUGGUUUUCUUUCCAAGAAUGAACAGGCCACGUGGGGAUGAUGACGAUGUUAUGAAUAAGGAUCAGAAAAAAGGUGGGUUUUGGUCGAAGUUUCUUCGUGCAACAAGUAAGAGGCAGACGGAGGAAACUUUGAUGCACUCUAGGACCGUGAGAGAGAUCGUGAUGACUACUGAUUGAUAGGAUAUUCUUCGAAUACAUCCACGGAGGCCAGCUUCUUGUUUUGUUAGUCAUAUGCGUUGCGCGCUUAAUUUUUCUCUCUUCAUAAAUGAGAGCUGUAUCUAUUAGGUUUUGCAAAAACAGAGAAAAGAAAAAAAAGGAAAAAAGAAAAAAAGAAAAAAGCGAGAGAUCAAAGAAAGGAAGAGGUAUAUGUAAAAUAACGCAGAAAGACGAGAAAUUUUUUUCAAUUUUUGUUUUUUUUUUGUUUUUUGUUUUAAUGUAUAUGUAUAUUUGUGCAGUACCAUAUAUUGAUUUUCAGGUUCAAUGAUCAUUUGGUUCUUUGUUUUUA
Messenger RNA from Carya illinoinensis, 1136 nucleotides. RefSeq lists its product as uncharacterized. The transcript has a single exon. The coding region runs from base 287 to 808 and encodes 173 amino acids. The record is from RefSeq and is a predicted model, not a curated record. NCBI's taxonomy places the organism in Eukaryota, Viridiplantae, Streptophyta, Magnoliopsida, Fagales, Juglandaceae.